This is a messenger RNA of Kuraishia capsulata CBS 1993, 1200 nucleotides long. RefSeq lists its product as uncharacterized. The transcript has a single exon. Lineage: Eukaryota; Fungi; Ascomycota; Pichiomycetes; Pichiales; Pichiaceae. Gene Ontology annotation, cellular component: plasma membrane. The record is from RefSeq and is a predicted model, not a curated record. Gene Ontology annotation, molecular function: calcium-activated cation channel activity. Bases 1 to 1200 code for a protein of 399 amino acids.
AUGGCAAAAAACACAUUGGUGUUUGGUGAACCGUUUGAGAUGAACGAUUUCACCAUAGAUAUAGACCCGAAGGGAAUUAUCUGGUCCAACGUACAGCGUGGGCCAAGCUGGAAACUGGUCUUCUCAACUAAUAUGGCCAAUAUUCUCGGUGUGGCCAUCACUGUUGGAUGGGUAGUGCCUGUUUCCUUUGUUGGCCUGGUGAUUCAAUUGCCCUAUUUGACCACCCUCAUUCCAUACGCGAGAUGGCUGAACGCUUUGCCCAAGAUUGUGAAGGAAGUGAUAGCUGGUAUCCUUCCAACAAUUGCUUUGACCUGCUUGACUGAGAUUGCUCAAGCCAUGUUCAGAAAGCUUUCGUUGAUGAGAGGAGUGCUGACUAUGGCAGAGCUGGAGCUAGAUCUCCAAAGAUGGUAUUUUUCCUUCCUGUUUGUCCAGGUUUUCCUGGUGGUUACCAUUUCUUCAGGCAUAAUGGUGAUAGUGGAAGUGGCUCUUUACAAUCCCACGUCACUUGCAACAAUCGUUGCUAGAGACUUGCCCAAAGCCUCCAGUUUUUUCUACUCAUUUUUCCUGUUAAGAGGCUUCACGAUAUGCGGCAACGUUUUGCUAAGACUCACGGAGUUGCUGAAAUUUUUGUUUCACCGUCGUUUUGUGGACUCCUCAGAGGUUAAUCAGAAGAUGAGAAUGGCAGCAAAUGCACCCAGAUUCAGAUUGGGAAUGCUCUAUCCCACGGUCUCGUUAUUCGGCACUAUAGCCUUGGUGUAUGCAAUACUUGCACCUCUUAUACUAGUGGGCACCACCAUCUCUCUCAUGCUGAUAUUCAUAGGGUACAAGUAUUGCUUCAAAAACGUGUUUUACCGAGAAAACCACUCCGAGACUUACGGGAAACUUUACACUGUCGCGUUGCUCCAGCUGUACUCGGGCAUCUACUGUUUGGAGAUAUGCCUCAUCGGCUUCUUUGGUAUAGUCAAGGACGACUCCGGCAUACCGUGUUUUAACCUUAGUAUGGGCAUGAUCCUCGUGUUUGUGGCCACCAUCAUCACUCACACUAGUAUCCUGCGAAAAUUUUCAGUGCCUAUGGCGGUAUUACCCCUUUCCCUGGACAACGGUCUGGAACGCGACCAAAACCGCGUCUCAACCGCAACAAGGCUUGGAUAUCUGCCUGCAAGUUUUGGUAUGUGCGCGGACCAAUCACCGAAAAUGUGA